CGUACAGCCAUGGGGAGCUGUCCAUUUUGCGAUCCCCGCCGAAGCAGUAUGACGCCAGAGACCACAGCCUACGCGACAAAGGCCAGUGACUUGCUCACAGACAUUGAGCGCACCCAGCGCAUCUUGGCGGGUGGAUCGCUCAUCUCGACGGUGCCUGGCACAGUGCACGCCACGCUCGUCUGGAAGCAGCGCGACCUCAUCAAUGGCACGAACGUUGUGACGCAGGCACAGCACAUCGUCCAUGGCGACACGGUCUUCCGCGGUCUUCCCACGAGCUACGACGCCAAGGCCGUGAGCAUCUCGCCGUCGCAGAAGUUUCGCCUCAUCGUGACGGACGCCGAAGACAAGACGUACCGCUUCAGCUUCUUUGACGCGCACCACUUGGUGGCUGUGCACCACACGACCAAGGACCUCCACGGCGCGCUCUACACUGGCCCCACGGACGGAUCCAUCGUGUGGUCGGGCGACGAGUCGAGUGUGUUCUAUCUCGCCGAGCGCAAGGAGAAGGAGGGCAUGCCCUUCUGGGUGAACCCGAACAGCAAGCCGACGCCCGCAACGGACGCCGACCUCCGAGGCACGCAGUACGACCGCAAGCCGGACUGGGGCGAGCAGAACGUCGGGAAGCGCACAUCGCGCAUCUUUCGCCUGUCGUUGGUGUCCGGCAAGAUUGACGAGGUGCCUGGCGUCCCCGACGACCUUACGAUCGCAGAGCUCGAGAUGCACGCAGGCGCCAACACACUCCUCUUCACGGGUAUCGCCACGACACGCCGACUCGGGCUCAUCUACUGCUACAAUCGCGUGAAGCACGUGUACGCGUUGCCCCUUGGGACUGAGAAUGCUGUCGCCGCGCAUCUCGUGCCCGACUCGGUCUGCGGCACGACGCGGUCGGCGCGCGUGUCGCCGGACGGCCGCUCCGUGGCGUAUCUCGGUACACGCGACGUCCCGACGCACAACACGACGAGCCUUCUCUACAUCGUCGACUUUGCGUCGCGUGCAGAGCGCAUCGUGGUCGAUGUUGUUGACGAGCCGACGCCCGGCUACACGGCGGCGCCGUCGUCGGCGUUCAAUGGUCUCUACAUGAACUCGCUGCUGCCCCGAUGUUGGUCGGUCGACGGCCAGCACAUCCUCUGCAACACGGAGGUUGGCGCCCGUGGCGUCUGGAAGCACAUCCGGGUCGAGUCGGGCGUCGUGUCCUCUCCGGCGUACCUUCUUGGCGAUGCGACGGGCCACGAAACUCUUCUAGAUGUCGCUGGGACCACGGCGCUCGUCGUGGUCUCAACACCGGUGGCGCCGUCGGCCGUGUACAUUGUGCAACUGGACGCGACGACGCUCGAUGUUGUCGGCCGCGUGCUCCUCGACGACCAAGCGCCGACGCGCCACAUUGCGUCGUGGGCAGUGAAAGCUGUGCCGUCCGUGUCAAUUCCAGGCACGAGCUUUUCGCCGCUGGCGGCUAGCGCGACGCCACUCCUGCCGCAAGUUGAAAGCUCAGCGCCUUACGAAGCCAUCGUGGUCCUCCCGUCGACGCCGGCGCCUGUCGACGGCUUUCCCGUGGUCCUCGACCUCCAUGGCGGCCCACACGGCUACGCACCAGCGACGUACCGGGCGCCGUACGACUAUCUCUGUGCGCUCGGGUUCGCUGUUGUGACAGUCAACUACCGCGGCUCGACGGGCUACGGCCGUCUUGCGCUCGAAUCGCUCGUCGGGCGCGUCGGAACACAAGACGUCGGCGACUGCCACCGCGGGCUCCUUCACGUCCUCGACACGUACAAGGACACGCUGAACGCAAACCAAGUCCAUGUCUCGGGUGGCUCGCACGGCGGCUUUCUUGGUGCCCACCUCAUUGGCCAGUACCCGGGCUAUUACCGCUCGGCUGUACUUCGCAACCCCGUGACGAAUGUCGUGAGCCAAAUCUUCACGAGCGACAUUCCGGACUGGGGCCUUGCAGUCACGGGCAUUGGCGCGUUCGAGUCGCUCGUCGCCACGGCGGCCGUGACACCGACGGUCGGCGACAACGGCAACCGCCUUGCGUGCCUCGCGCGCAUGUGGGAAAUGUCACCCAUGGCCAACGACCUCGCCAAGGUCUCGACCCCCGUGCUGUUUGGUCUUGGCGCCAAGGACCUGCGCGUACCGCCGACCGAAGGUCUCCAGCUCAACGACUCGCUGUCGCACCACGGUGUGGAAACGCGCGUGCUGUGGUACCCCGAUGACUGCCACCCGCUUGAUUCGGUCAAGACGUACGCCGACUUUGCCGUCAACUGGGCACUUUGGCUCCACGCCCACUCGGCGUAAGCUCUCUUGUACACCGUAGUCGAGUGCAUUUUACUGAUUGCAGUCAAGUCAUUCGUGAUCAAGCGCACCGCCAUGUUCCUUCUGACGUCAUAUUGAGCUGUGGACUUUCCACGCAGGGCUUAAUUAUGGCUCGUUGCACGGACGAGGUCAAUCAAGUAGACACCACACGUAUGGGUAUUGUUGUCUGGAGGAAGAUGCAGCUCGAGGGGCAUCCCGGUGUUGAUAUAACCUGGUGAAAUGUGACCGAGAA
Saprolegnia diclina VS20 is the source of this 2539-nucleotide messenger RNA. RefSeq lists its product as hypothetical. Lineage: Eukaryota; Oomycota; Saprolegniomycetes; Saprolegniales; Saprolegniaceae. The transcript has a single exon. The coding region runs from base 10 to 2289 and encodes 759 amino acids. Gene Ontology annotation, molecular function: serine-type endopeptidase activity. The record is from RefSeq and is a predicted model, not a curated record. Gene Ontology annotation, biological process: proteolysis.